AUGAAAGAACGACUGCUGUUCCACCUGCGUCUCGGCGACAGCUCGAGCCCCCUCGCCAGAACAAAGUCUCUGCUUGAUGCUAGCGGCUCUGGAGCUAGCAGCUCGGGAGGACCGCCGGCGGGACGCGGUGCAACAACAAUGGCACGUUCGGCGGCGGAGAAAGAAGACGAGCGUCCACCUCAUAUCGUUUGCACCUGUCUUCACUCAAGCGUGUCGAGUGCUGUUGCGGUAGGGUUCGAGAGGGGAGUUGUCCACGUGUACUACAGGCAGCACGAGGACAGGGUCAGGCGGAGCAGCGAGGAGGAGAGGUGGAAGCGCACGGUCAUCUACCCCACCCGGGCCCUAGGAAGCGGGGUCGCAAGUCCGAUCGAAUCACCGGCAGCUGCGGCGGUACCACCGGACAUCACCUGCGUUGCCAUUGCUCCUGGCGGAGGCAAACUGGCCGUCGGAACUUCGGAUGGCUUCGUGCUCGUCACGCAGACGGGCGGUAGCCCCGGCACGGGGUGGGCUAGAGGGUCAGGGUUCCACCACAAGUCCCACAGGGGCAAGCGCAUCAACUGCCUUCUCUGGGACAACAGCGGAGACCAGCUGUACUCCGUAUGCGAGGGCGGGACCGUAGUGCUGGCGAGGAACCUGCGGCCGCGACGCGGGGCCCCCGCUGCGGGCCCCGCUGGGAUAACCGGGGUGAUGCAGUUCCUUGGCGUCCAUCAGCCCGACAACUCCAGCACGGCCGACACCCCGGCAUCGCCCCAAGCCAUCGUCGUCGGCCACACGGGGUCCCCGGGGGUGAGCCUGGAUCUCGGUCGGACUAAGGCCUCCUUGCCCGGCACGACGAAAGGGUUCUUGGCGUGCGACGUGCUCCUUGUCAUGACCAGGAAACAGGCGGUGCUGUUCUACUUCGCGGUCGGUGAAGAUGUCAGCAUCUUCGCACCGCACAAGACCUUCGUGGACCUCAACGUCGUCGACGACUCAACCGCCAACACGGGACAACCAAGCGGCAGCAACAACAGCCGCACCCCACCCCCACCCCCGCCCCCCUCCCGGACGGACUUCGGCGGCUGUCUCUGGGGCCCCGCGCAGAUGCCAGGCGUCGGUGGCAGCAGCAGCAGCAGCAGCAGCAGCACGUCAUCCUCGGCUGUGGCUAGCGGAGGUCGGGGACGGAGCAGCGGCGGGAUAAGAAGAACACCUGAGAGACGAGAAAGCUACGAAGCGUUGCCGGCGGCGGCGGCGGUGGCGGCAGCACCACGGGCAGUGCUGUUCGCGUACGUGGCCCAGCCGGGGGGAAGGCUGUGGCGUGUCGGCCUGUCGGACGGGGAGGUGGAGUCGAUGCACCGUCCUCUUGGCGUCGAUGAGGGUGGGGGUGGCUUGCCGGUGGAGAGUGGCGUGGAGCUGGGGGAGAUGUGGGCGGUGGAAGUUGGAGAUGCACGGGCGCUUCUUUGCUGGAGGAGCGGGUUUAAGUCGAAAAAGGGAGGCGAGUUCGCCCUGCUCGACCCCAACACCCACAGCUUCGUGGCCGCCUGCCCGGGGAUGUCGGGCACCGUAGACGUUUCGGGCUUCGUACUAUCACCCUUCUCGCAGUCGGCAGGCGGCGGCUCUCUGCAGUCGAUCAGGCAGCGCUUGGAGGUGCUGGGAGGGGGAGUGCGCGUGCUGCACGGCGGAGACUUGGCCAAGGUUACGAUGCUGUACCACAACGCGGAGGGAGUGGCGUGGAGCACGUCGAGCAGCGAGGCGAUCGAGGGCUGGGGUGCCGCGCUCUCGGCCGAAGAAGCCGCUAGGACGGUCCAGCGCGCCUGGAGAGCGACGAGGAAAGGCGGCGGCGGCGGCGGCGGCGGCGGCGGCAUGGCGGCGGACACCGCAGCAGUGGAGGGUGGGGAUACCCCCCCCACGGCGACGCGGGACCCUCCCCUCCAGUUGCUCAUGCCGGGCGAUUUUCCGCUCCGUGGCAGGGCGGCGGCGGCGGCGGGACCGGCGGCACCGGCUUCCUCGCUGCCGUCCCUGCGAGAUGUGGCUGCCGGUUAUCCUGACUCUAGCGUAGCGGCGGGUCUUCAGUUGCAAGAUCAGGCGGCGACCGCGCCCGCCGCCGCCGCUGCGCGCGGCCACCGAAAUCGCGAAGACCGGGAUGAUAGCGGCGGCCGGGUUCCGAAAUCACUCCGUAGUGGAAGCGGUGGCCUUGGCGGUGGCAGCAGCCACAGAAGGCGCGGGGCGAGGUCCAGGUCGAAGAAGUUUUCUGUCCGCGACAGCAUUGAGGCCCUCGAUGCCGCCGACCGAGCCCUGCAGCUCAGCUCUCACGCGAGGCAAGCCAGCUCCCCGACGUCUGGGGACAGAGGAGAGGACACCUACUGGCCGACGGACGAAUCUUCGUCUCGCUCCCGCAGGAUGGGCGGCGGCGGUAGGGGUAGCAGCGGAAUUCCCUCCGGGAGCGAGAGCGACGGCGGCGCCAACGCCAUGUGCCGCGCCACCGAUGCUCUCAUCCGGCAGACCUGGCCCGUUCUUCACAGAACCGGGUCCCUCGAGAACCUCGCGCUGCCGCCGGACUCGCCUCCGUUCCACAGUGCCCCGGCGAGCUUCCCCACCGAUGCUCGGGGCAGGGCGGCGCGAGCGGCGACGCUGCCGGGAAUCACAGCGGGGGGGAGGGUGGAUACCGAGGAAGAGCACGCUUUGAGGCAGGGCAGCGAGCAAGGGAGGGCGGAGGCGGCGACCGCUGUGACCGGUUUCGAGCACGGGGGGGCUGAAGAAAGUAGUAGGUGGGAAGAGGAGGCGGAGGAGGAGGAGGAGGCCACCGCCGUUGUGUCUUCUCCUACUGCGGAGCCCCCUCCUUCGGCCGGCUGGAACAAUGAUGACGGGGUUGACGAGCGGGCGGCUGUGAACGAGGCUCUGCAGCCCGGCGGGGGUGCAACGAGCGACGAGGAUAGCUUGCCGGAUGGCAACGACCCCAGAAUGUUCGCCGAGAACGUCUCAGGCGGUAGUGUGGGGGGUUACAGCAGCGGGAACGAGGAUGGGGCCGGGGUGAGUGAGGAGACGAGUUUGCGAUUCCAGUCCUAGCCUUUCUUUUGACCUGUAUUAAAUACUGCUGUAUGCUUGCUGCUCUCCCUUUUGUUUGUUUCCUGUGUUAAAUUUCGUUACCUCUUUUGUAAUAGUGCUGACGGAUGAGAUGACGGCACAUCUAUUGUACCUCCAACCGGCUGGAAUUUUACGUUCAACGUUAACGCCGCAGUACGGUACACCACCGACCACGACAAUCCGAAAACGCACACUUGACCUCUUCAAUGACUCGCAUCCCCCCCCCCGGAAGUACGAGUAUGCACAACGGAUGUAGGCACUACAGACCAUGCGUUGGUGUGGACAACCCUACAACAGACGAGAGUCAUCCAGAGUAGGCGACGCAGGAAAAUAUACAGAUGGAGAAUAGAUAAGCUAGAAGUAGAAGAAACGAGGGUAGAGUUCCAAGAAGAGAUGGCUGUAAACGACAAGAAACUCUCGGAGUUGAUAGAGGCAAUGGGCACACCGAAGGAUGCCAAAGGUCGGGACCAGGCCGGAUCUAGAAUCAUAGAAGGGUGGGAAAAGCUGGUAAACACAACGGCAAGUAGAGUUCUCGGUAGAAAGUUGAUAGUUUGUAAGAGAGCAGUGGAAGUGGUGGGACGAAGAAAUCAAGCAAGCAAUUCGAGUACGUAGAGAGUCACACGCAAAAUAUGCGGCAGAGAAAACCGAUGCAGGAUGGAAGGAGGUAUAUUGAAAAAUGCAAGAGGGUGAAGGAGUUGGUGGUGAAGAAGAAAGCGUUGUGGGAGGAAGUAGUCCAAAAGACUAACGAAGAUUUUGAGGGGGGGAUGAAGCAAAUGUGGGUAGGAAUUCAAGGGAU
Ectocarpus sp. CCAP 1310/34 is the source of this 3856-nucleotide messenger RNA. Lineage: Eukaryota; Phaeophyceae; Ectocarpales; Ectocarpaceae. The record is from the annotation of a GenBank genome assembly.